Messenger RNA from Pristis pectinata (smalltooth sawfish), 3209 nucleotides. Its product is annotated as cellular tumor antigen p53-like. Gene Ontology annotation, molecular function: DNA-binding transcription factor activity, RNA polymerase II-specific; RNA polymerase II cis-regulatory region sequence-specific DNA binding. The transcript is spliced from 11 exons. The coding region runs from base 308 to 1489 and encodes 393 amino acids. Gene Ontology annotation, biological process: apoptotic process; protein tetramerization; regulation of transcription by RNA polymerase II. Gene Ontology annotation, cellular component: nucleus. The record is from RefSeq and is a predicted model, not a curated record. NCBI's taxonomy places the organism in Eukaryota, Metazoa, Chordata, Chondrichthyes, Rhinopristiformes, Pristidae.
CACGUGUAUCACCCACAGGUUCGGCCGUCUCCGGACCACCGGCCGCCCGCACCGACCCUCCGGCUGGGGCGGCCGCAGUUCCCGGGGCGGCCGGGCGGCGCCGCUGUCGGGGGAGGGCGGGGCGGCGGGCGCGGGGGAGGCUGGGAUCGGGGAUUCCCCGGCUCUGGGAGCGCGAAGCGGUGGCCGGACGGUGAGAGCGGGGAAGCCGCGGGCUCCGGUCCCGAGGGCGGGGAGCGGUAGCGGGCUCCCGGCGGCGGCGGGGGAGCAAGCUGUGAUCCCUCUGUGGACCCCGCAAGCCACUCCCAACAUGUCGGACAGCCAGCUGGAUGAGCCGCUGAGCCAGGAGACGUUUCGCCAGCUCUGGGAAUCGCUUCAGUUACCAGAGCCCGAGCUCAGCCUCUCACCACAGCUGGAGAAUAAGAUGCCAAUGUGGCCGACCCUGGGUGCUCUGGACCUGGAGAACCCGUUGCUGAACGUGGAGAACGGUUUGCUGGACGCAGCCCUGACACCCUCCUCCUCCCAGGCCGGCCUCGCGGAUGGCCCUGUCACCCACGCCUCCACUGUCCUCGCCACCACCGACUACCCUGGACCCCACCAGUUCCAGCUUCACUUCCAGAAAUCCAGCACAGCCAAGUCUGUCACCUGCACGUUCUCCCCCUCCUUGAACAAGCUCUUCUGCCAGCUGGCCAAGACCUGCCCCGUGCAGGUCCAUGUGAGCUCACCGCCCCCUCCGGGCUCCCUGCUCCGGGCCACGGCCGUCUACAAGAAGUCGGAGCACGUGGCGGAGGUGGUGAAGAGGUGCCCCCAUCACGAGCGCAGCUCGGAGAACGACGGACCAGCUCCCCCGAGCCACCUGAUCAGGGUGGAGGCGAACAGCCGGGCGAGGUACAUCGAGGACACUCACACCAAAAGGCAGAGUGUGCUGGUGCCCUACGAGUCGCCACAGGUGGGAUCGGACUGCACUACGGUGCUCUACAACUUCAUGUGUAACAGCAGCUGCAUGGGAGGCAUGAACAGGCGGCCCAUUGUCUCCAUCAUCACCCUGGAGGGUCCCGAUGGCCAGCUGCUGGGCCGUCAGUGCUUUGAGGUGCGAGUGUGCGCCUGUCCCGGACGCGAUCGCAAGAGUGAGGAGGAGAAUCUGCGGAAGCAGCAGGAGGCGGCCGCGGAGAAAUCAAGCACCCCGGCAGCCAAGCGCUCGAUCCGGGAGGUUGAGGUUCCCCAGGCCAACACCGCGCCCGUCCCCAGCAAGAAGAAGUUGGCUUCUGACAACGAAAUCUUCACCCUACAGGUCCAGAGCCGCAAACAUUACGAGCUGCUGAAGAAGAUCCAGGAGGCGCUGGAGGUGUCAGAACUGAUCCCCACGGGUGUGGUGGAGGCCUACAGGCAGCAGAAGCAGCACUUCAAAGCUGCCCACAAGAAAGAGAAAAACAGUGCGGAGGUGAAGAAAGGGAAGAAGUUGCUUGUGAAGGACGAGAGAGAUUCAGACUGACCCCCCCGUGCAGACCGAGGGUCCUACCCUCGGCCACUCUUACAUGAAACUGCCCGGCUUUGUUUACUUCUGAAACUUUCCACUGCACAGCCUUUGGCUGGGGUCUGGGACCUGGGGUGUCACUGGCUGUCCCGGUGCUCUGCCCCCACCCCUUGGGGUUAGGCUGACUGCACCCCUCCCCGAUGCCAGCGGAGAGCAAGUCCGCUCAGACCUGCCGCCGCCCCCUCUCCUUGCCCUGGCGGUGAGAUUCCCCACACCCCUGGCACAGACAGCCACCUACUGUCGCUUCCCCUCGGAUCCUACAUCUCUGCUCGGGGAAGUCCUCCGUCUGCACUCGUCGUUCUAAACGGCUUGGUGAAAUCUCCUUCCACUGAUCCAAAGAAAACAGCCGGGGGCUCCUCACGCCUGUAACUCCCCAGGCCUGACACUCCCCUGCUAAAUCCCUCUGCUCUGCUCCCUCGUCCUUCCUGCAGUGUGGCAGCUGCAGUCCUGCUCUAUACGUGUUCGGAGUAACCAUCUGCUCCCUUACCCCUAUCCCCUGCUCCACCCUUUGUGGCUUUGUGCUGUGAUAUCCCUCUGUUCCUCGCCCACCCACCCAGUAUCCCGGGACCCCGUGUGCCCGUUCUCCCAGAGCCUUCCCGACAGAGGCAGAGAGAGGUGGCAGGCAGGCUGCUUAUCAGGCUGCUUGUUGUUAAGGGCGGGCGGGGGAACGUUGACUGUAGCAGGUCUAUGAGCAAUCUGUUCCCCCCACUCCCACACCAAAUAGAAAGCAUUUCCUCUCCUUGUUUCCCAGCUCCCUCCUCACCCCAACUUCCAAGGAAUAGCAGGAACAUUGCCUUCCAUCUCUGCUUCCGCCAGCCUCCCAGGGAGACGGUGAAAUCUGUGGAGGGGUUUCACCCUGUCUGGGAAAUGGCGGGUUUGGGGGGUGAGGGUGGGGAGUGGAAGGAGAGCCAUUUGGUCCUCUGGGUUUGCAGGGGCCAGUAACCACUGAUCCCGACCUCUCCUCCCUCGCCAGCUGCCGGGCAUUGACAUCCGGACCUACCCAGGAGCUGAGAACAUCUCGAUGGGCGGUACGGAACCGUCCAAUCUGGGCCACAGGAUGGCCGAACUCCCCCCAUCAGCUCACCCACACCCACCUUGCUCCCUCCACCCCAGACCAGACUACCUUGGAAGCUUUAUUAACCAAACUUGAUGCAUUUGUUUUUAAUAGUUUUUUUUAAUCAGGCGGAGGGUGAGGUUUGACGGUGAGGCUGUGCAGGACACCAGUGUCCCCUUUCCUGUUCCAGAAACACUAACGCCUCGUUUUCCGGUAGUUUGCAGUCCAUCUGACUGACACGUGACGGAGAGAGGGGUUUCACCUCUCCUGAGAGCUGCUGGUGGAUCAGAGCUGCUCAGACCUGGGAGGAAGCGCAGGAAGACUGCCACUUGUAGUGGCACUGAAUGGAGAGUGUGGGAGAGGGUCAGCUCCCUCCCCUGACCCUCGGAACACUGCCUCAGAGCCCCGGCCCACCUCCUCCUCGCUGCUAUCCUUAAUCUUCCCGAGGUUCAAAGAUCUUCCCAGCUUUUAUCCUCAGACCUCACUGGGACCUAUUUUAUUUAGUGUUUGAAAUGUACAGCCCUGGUGUCGUACACAAGCCAUCCCACCCGAUGUCUGCUCUCAGUGCCUGUUACUGUAGACGGUUUUUUUAUAUUCAGUCAAUAAAACAUGCAUUGCCAUCUA